CGCAAUGCAACCAACCAUUUAGCUAUUUGCCAGCGUCAAAACACAAGCGUCAUUUUCCCCUUUCAUCCUCUUAUGGAUUUUACUGCUUGUAUUAGUGUGUUGGUAACUUUUUGGGCAACCAAAACAAACCUUCCAAAACACUAAGACUUCACCCGAAUUUAUUUAAAACAUAAAGCAUUUUUGUGACAAUGAGUGAAGGUAAAAGAGAGAAAAACUACUUCCAGCACUAUCGCAAGAAAUGGGAAAAAAUUCCCCAGCUCAGGGGUUGGCUGAGUGAGGCGCCGUCCACAAAUCCAGAACACGCAAAGGCGUUUUGCAAGUACUGUCAAAAGAAACUUGUUCCGCAUGUGACAGGUCUCCUGAAACAUGCGUCCUGCAGGAAUCACUUGAAAGCUGCCAAAGAUUACGUGGAUAAGAUAAAUGCAGCAGUUAGAAGAGCGCAGGAAAAAGCUCUUAGCACUUCAGUGUCCGUGACAAACAAUGAAGAUGGCAAGACGACAGAAGUUCAAAAUGAACCUUCUCAAACAGAAGAUUCUACUAUGGGAGAGAUUCUCACUGUACCCCCGGAAUCUAAAGAAGUAGAGGCGAAUGAUAACGUGGAUGGAUCAACGGCACAAGAAGAUACGACAGAAAAGUCUGCGGAGCCUAAUCAACUGCUAGUUGAAAAUCUGGGUGACGACAUGGAAACUGACAUGGAAACAGUCACCGUAAUAAUGGACCCUAUUUCUCAUACAAAAAAACUCAAAGUGGUCACCAACCCCGGUCCUUUGUCAACACAUGUCCUGGACACAAUCCGAGGAAGCCCUGCCAUUGGCCUGGUUGUCACUCUUUACAGACUCAAGGACAGUCGAUGGACAUUAAUCAGUGAGAGUGUCACCGAUGCUGAUGGGCGCUGCAAUGAUCUCUUGACCAUAGAAACAGUGACAGCAGGGCGUUAUAAACUUCAAUAUGCGCUCAGCCAGUACUACACCAUUCGAAACCAAGAUUGCUUUUAUCCUGUGGUUGAGCUGACCAUCGAUUUGGCGGAUCCAAAUCAGAAGUACACUGUUCCUCUUUUAAUUAGUCCUUUUAGCUACUCUACUUAUAAGGCAUGAUUUUGUAAUAAAAUUCUGAAUUACGUAAGCUUAUAA
Messenger RNA from Cloeon dipterum, 1130 nucleotides. RefSeq lists its product as uncharacterized. Lineage: Eukaryota; Metazoa; Arthropoda; Insecta; Ephemeroptera; Baetidae. The record is from RefSeq and is a predicted model, not a curated record. Bases 189 to 1094 code for a protein of 301 amino acids. The transcript is spliced from 6 exons. Gene Ontology annotation, biological process: purine nucleobase metabolic process. Gene Ontology annotation, molecular function: hydroxyisourate hydrolase activity.